AUGCGUGUCUUUCUGUACGCUCUAUACCUUUCUAUCAUCCCCCUUUCGGAUGCAGCAGAUAUCUACCUUGAUCCAAAGGGACUGGAUAGCAACCCUGGGUCAGCUGGGAAACCUGUUAAAAGCAUUAAGAAAGCACAAGAGCUUGCCCGAGAACUCAUCUCAUCCACUGACGACUAUAUUACUGUGCAUUUCAGUCCAGGCACUUGGAUGAUUGACGAGCCAAUCUCAUUCACCGGAAACGACUCUGGCAUCAGCGGUGCCACAGUUAAAUGGGUUGGCUCUGGAUCUACAAUCUCUGGAGGUCUCGAGAUCACAAAUUGGGUUGAAGGCGAUGACGGAAUAUGGUCUGCUUCGGUUCCCUCGGGAACCAAUUCCCGCAAUCUUUUCGUAAACGGGUUUGCUGCUCAAUAUGCCAGACGACAGAUUCAUAACCGGAAGGACUUUAACUACACUAAGGUUGGAAUGACCUGGAAUAGCUCAGAUUAUGACUGGAUCAUGGAGACUCCUGGUAUUGAGAACGGUGAGCUUCGUGCAAUCAACUCCUUCACUGAUCGGAUCGCACUCAUCGACACAGUUGAAGAUAGGGUGCUCAAAAUGAAGAGUCGGAUAUGGGCCAACCAAAUCAUUGGCUACGACCAGAUUGCAGAACCGUUUUGGGAUGGGGGCAUGUGGAUUCAAAACGUCAAGGCUUUCCUAACUGACGGUGGUCAAUUUUACCUCGACAGAAAUGAGUCGAUUGUCUAUUAUAAGCCAUUAGAAGGCGAUGAUAUGGCGAACGCCUCGACCUAUCUUGGCAUCCAAGAGGCCCUAUUGGCUAUUGGGGGAACAUAUGAGGAGCCAGUUCACAACUUGCACUUUGAAGGGAUUACUUUUCAACACAGCACAUGGCUGAAGCCGGAUAUCUACGGGUACAUAGACCAGCAGACCGGCGGCCACAUGGGAAAUGACAGUCUAUGGCCCGAGUUUGAAGCUUCAAGACCUCAUUGGUGGCAGAUGCCCAGCGCGAUCCAGAUCAGUGCGGCACACAACAUCAGCAUGCAAUCUUGUACUUUCCGUGAGCUUGGUGCUGGAGGCAUCGGUGUUGGGAACGAUAAGAACGCUCACUUCACUGGGAUCGGACUUGGUGGACACAACAUCAAUAUCUCCGAUAACUAUUUCACGCAGGUGAUGGGCAACAGCAUCACUGUGGGAGGCAUACAAGCCGAUGCACAUCACCCAUCAGAGUCAGAAAUGCUUCUGUCACACAUCCACGUGUCGAACAACGUCUUCAAUAACAAUUCAGUUCUCUGGUCAUCCACCGUCCCGAUACUUUUUACAUACACGCAAUUUUCUUCCAUCACACACAAUGACAUUUACAAUCAUGCAUACAGCGGUGUAUGUCAUGGUUAUGGAUGGGGAAGCAAUGACGCAGGAGGUAGCGAGGAAUAUAUUAAACGAGGCCUUUACAAGUACCAGCCUAUCUACUAUGAGCCAACAGUAAUGAAGAAUAACCUGAUCGAGGGAAAUCUCAUUCACCAUUUUGGUCAAUCACACACCGACUUUGGUGGUGUAUAUACACUAUCGCAGUCACCAAACACAACAUCCAAUUUUAUAUAUGAUGCAGGAUGGCAGGCUCUAUACCCUGACGAAGCCUCAAGAAAUAUUACUUGGUUUAAUAACCUUGGCUUCACGUCAGGGAAAUAUUAUGCGCCCAACGAUUGGAUUCCCGAGCAGUUGACCGGAUGUAAGCACCUUCAUGAUCCAUAUGUAGAAGAGGCAUUGCUAACAGACCUAGGGAACACCGUCAUUGACAACUGGGGCAAGCUCGGAAUCAAAGAUAACGAAGUGCUAGAUGGGUUUCCGAACUUCUCUGGAAGACGCAACAACACGUUUCUUCGUAACUUUCUCGCCCCCCACGUAAACGCAACAAGCCUUUUGGCACAGAGGGCUGCAUAUCGUGCAGGCGUUAUCCCAUUGAAACGCAAGACAAGACCUGUUACAAACUGCCCUGACAUCGCUGAUGGUCACCUCGAUGUUCGAGUCAAUCGUGGACGCGUCUUUGUUAAUGUGACAAACUUCGACGACGUGGACUUUGUCGAUGUUUCUUUCCAUCUCUCGGGCGCUGGUGUUAUUUUUAAAGAGGAGUAUAGUCCCAGUUUGAUCCCCGCUGAUGAUUAUGCGAUGGCUGUGUAUACAUUCUCGGGUUCACCAGAAGGUAACUACACUGCUAGAGUGAACUAUGUAAACCCCUGGACGCGAUCAUCUAGCCGACAAAAGGAGUUCUCUCUUACCGCUUAG
Messenger RNA from Fusarium venenatum, 2277 nucleotides. The record is from RefSeq and is a predicted model, not a curated record. Lineage: Eukaryota; Fungi; Ascomycota; Sordariomycetes; Hypocreales; Nectriaceae.